UGGUGGAUUCAGUAUGAAUUUCUCUCCAUUCGGUGGUCAUUUUCCAAUACAUCAAUUCGCGGCCAAAUUCAACCAUGAUAGCGUUUCACUGUGUUCCCAAGACAGUUCAGGUACCCAGAGGUACACUGCCAAUGGUAUCCCGUCUUUCACCCAACACCAUCCUCCCCAAAACCACCAGAAUCUACUCAACUCAUCUAAAUUCCCAGGAAGCAACUAUGACAGGCAAAACUCGUCUUAUUCAAAUCAUUCCAAUGUCAGACCAGAAAAAAGACAAAUGUUCGAUCAGCAGGAACUCGCCCAGGAACUGUGUGCUGCUAUGUUACAACAGUCACAAUCCAUUGCAUCUCAACAACAAGAAAAAGAUCAGGCAAAUUCAGAAAAGGUAAAGCAAGACAAUCAACAAGAUCUCCUUCGGACGUCUCAUUCGCACCAUCAGCAACAACAACAAGCUCGCCAAUCCCAGAUUCUUCAACAACAAUCGCAAUCUUUACAUCAGCAACAACAGCCCCAGCAACCGUCUAUGUCCCCAUGGCAACCACUGGUUUCCACAGGUUCAUCUGUUGCCGAUUACUUGUCCCAUUUGCCUGCCACAGCUACAUUACCCAUCAGCCUCCAUCAUUUUCUCAAAUAUUCUGCGGAAACAAUGAAGAAAGACUGCCUUCAACAGCCUAACAGUCAAAAUCCUGACGCCACAGCUCUACUGAGUCAAGUGAACAAUUGUAUUUCAUCUACCUCGUCGAAUUCUGCCAAUAAUAGCAAUAGAAGUGGCCUAGGGACGUUUACAAAUAACGUCAACGCCUUACCAACGAUAAACUCCUCCCAAUUGACGACCACCGUCACUCCACCCAAAAAGAAAAAGAAAAGAAAACCGGAAAAGGAGAAACGUACACGCCCCAAACCGGGUGAGAUACGGCUAACGACCGCCCUCGACGGUUCCACUUUGUUCUGUUGCCCUGAAUGUCACAUGGCUUAUCCGGAAAAGGAGUUGCUCGAACAACAUCUUGUCGGCCACACCCUCGAAAGGCGGUUCGUUUGUGAUAUAUGUGGGGCUGGGCUGAAACGCAAAGACCACCUUACAAGACACAAACAGUCGCACAACCCAGAACGUCCGUAUGUUUGUACGGUCUGUUUGAAGGCGUUCAAGAGGAAGGAGCAAUUAACGUUGCACUUUGUUAUCCAUUCAGGUGAGAAAAGACAUGUGUGUACCGAGUGUGGUAAAGGGUUUUAUAGGAAAGAUCAUUUGAGAAAGCACACGCGUUCACAUAUCGCGAGGAGGGUUAAGGCGGAACUUUCGCAGCAAGGUAUUGGCAAUGUUGCUACAACCGGAAGUCUAGCAUUGCAUUCUAAUGCGGUCACUUCCGGUAUUUCCGCAUCGCACAGUAUUAUAGCGUGAAAGUAUUUUUAUUGUGGCGGACUACGGUAACAAUAUGAUCCUUACUUUUUUUUAUUGCGACGACGCUGAACUAGUGCAAAAGAAUCAUUCGUUUGUUAGGUAUUUUUUGUUUUUACGUGAAACUAACAGAAGCUGAGAGGCGGGAAGAAUAGUUUUUGAGUUUUUGUAAAAUUUGAAGCAAUAUACAUAUAUAUAGUUGUAAAAAGGUCACUAUUACGUAUUACAGUUGAAAACAAAGCAAUAAAACAUUAAAAAUGAAACGUAUGGUUCGGAUGGUCCAUGUUUUUAGUUUAACUUACUCAAGUUUUUUGAGAACUACGUUUAUAAAAAAAAAAAACAAACAAACAACAGUUUACUUGCGAGUUUAUUUUGUUUUGUUUUGUUUUUUUUUUUUUGGGAAAGUGACCAGUGAUAUAUGUAGUUUUUAUGAAGAAUACGAUUUUAUCAACAUAUUAAAAUUAUAUUAUGUUAUGUUAUAAAUAGUCAGAAUCAGAAAUUAAGUUUUUUUUAAUUGUUUACCUAUUUUAUUAGUAUUAUUAUUAUUAUUAUUGAUAUCCUUAUUUUAUUUAGUGUUGUUAUUAUUAUAAUGACGAUAAAUUAUGUUUGUUUAUUCUGAAUGUUACCUCUGUCUAGUCACCAAUUUGUUUAUUUAUUUAUUUUAAAUUGAUGCAUACGUUUACAAUCUUGUAAUAUCCUUGUAAGUAAACAGUAUACAUACAUAGUAUAUACAUAUAUUAAUAAAAUCAGUACAAACAAGUAAUUAAUAUUAGAAUACGUUUAUAUUUGUACAAUAUGAUGGUGAUGGUGAGCUCAUUGAAGAAUUUUCAUUUAUAUUUUUCGAAUGGAGAUAGGAAAAAUGAAAGGAAAAGGAAUAUUUUUCUGAUUGUAAGAUUAAGUACCUAUACACAGUUAUUAUUCUUGCUUUUUGGUAUCCUCCUUAUAUUAUUCGUAUGCUUACAUAUAGAGCUUCCUAUAUAUGAUUAAGAAUUUGCUUGUGUAUUGUGAUAUAAUUUUUGAAAUAAAGAAUUUCAAAAUUUUAAUAUUUGUACGUUUAACGUGCGGCACUGUUCACUGCCCCACCCAUGCGUUCUUGUCACGCCUACUACCACUCGGUCUGUUACAUUUUAUUUACACUACUACGUUAGUUUUGUUCUGCGGUACUGUUUGCUGCGCCACCCAUAUGUUCUUACCACGCCUACAAUUUCACCACCUUUUUUACAAUAUUGGUUCUAUUGUCAAAACGUUUUAGUUUUAAUUAUAUGUACAUUUAACUGUUUAUCUACAUUUAACGUACGACACUGUUUGCUGCCCCACCCAUAUACUUUUGUCACGCUCAAAAUGCCCCGCCUAUUAUCAUUUGUUUACGUAACUGCGUUAUUAUAUUUUGUUCUACAUCUAACGUGCGGCGCUAUUGUUGCACCGCCCAUACGCUCUUUCCACGCCUACUUCUUUUCCGCCUCUUAUCCUAUGUUUAUAACAAUAUUACGCCACCUAUUAUUGAUAGAUAUGACUUUUUUGUAGUAAUUAUACAUUUACUAAUUAUUGUUUUAGGUGUAUAAACAAUUGAUUUUGUU
Agrilus planipennis (emerald ash borer) is the source of this 2967-nucleotide messenger RNA. RefSeq names its product zinc finger and BTB domain-containing protein 49-like. Lineage: Eukaryota; Metazoa; Arthropoda; Insecta; Coleoptera; Buprestidae. The transcript is spliced from 2 exons. Gene Ontology annotation, molecular function: DNA-binding transcription factor activity; RNA polymerase II cis-regulatory region sequence-specific DNA binding. The record is from RefSeq and is a predicted model, not a curated record. Gene Ontology annotation, biological process: regulation of transcription by RNA polymerase II. The coding region runs from base 14 to 1393 and encodes 459 amino acids.